AUGACCUCAAGGACUCUGAUUACGGGUGCGGCGUCUGGUAUGGGCCAAUGCUGCGCCGUUGAUCUGGCACGCAAGGGCGACAAUCUGGUUCUAUGGGACGUGAAUGUUGAAGGGCUGCAGACUACUGUCCAGCUGUGUCUAGCUGAGAGCCCGGGUUGCAAAAUCUCGACAGCGAGAGUGGACGUGUCCGAUCGUGACGGGGUGACAAAAGCAUUCGAAGACAUCAAGACCGCUGGACUCAGUGUCACCAAGGUCGCUGCUGUGUCGGGGAUUGUUCGCUUCAACUCGUUAUUGAAUCCACAGUUUGAGGACGCUGAUCGCGUCAUGCAAGUCAACUACCAAGGAGUGGUCAAUACGAUGCAGGUGGCUUGUCAAGACCUCAUCCAGCACAAGGGGGCCGCCGUGAUGAUCGGCUCCACAGAGAGCAUUAUCGGUGGUGCCCCAUUACACUCAUACUGUGCCUCGAAACACGCGCUUCUGGGAUUUUGUCGAAGCGCGGCGAUUGAGCUGGGUCCUCAUGGAGUACGUGUGAACAUUGUCUCGCCCGGGAGCAUCAAGACACCGAUGUAUCAGCCGGAGAAGCUGGGCCCUGCGGCGGUGGAAAUGGAUCGUGCAAUGCAAGCCAGGACACCUCUCAGGCGCUUGGGAAAGCCGGAAGAGAUUGCAAAAGUGGUGUCGUUCCUCCUCAGUGACGACGCGAGCUACAUGACUGGUUCGAAUGUGGUUGUCGACGGUGGAGUGACAGCAUGA
This is a messenger RNA of Fonsecaea pedrosoi CBS 271.37, 750 nucleotides long. RefSeq lists its product as uncharacterized. Lineage: Eukaryota; Fungi; Ascomycota; Eurotiomycetes; Chaetothyriales; Herpotrichiellaceae. The transcript has a single exon. The record is from RefSeq and is a predicted model, not a curated record. Gene Ontology annotation, molecular function: oxidoreductase activity. Bases 1 to 750 code for a protein of 249 amino acids.